AACCAUAUCACGUCAAUCACGUCAUAAUCAUCUCUCUCAUAAAAAGUGGGUGUUCAAGUACACAAUGCAAUUGCAAAUUUAACAAAUAAACAGACAUUAUGAUUGUUAUUCCACAGUAAUAAGUAUAUAAAUCCAUAACAUGGAAGGUUUACCAUCAGGAGAUGUUCAAGGGAAAUACCAGAAAUUGGCAACUGAAUAUUCUAAGUUAAGGGUGCACGUAAAGGUAUUAAAGAAAGGUGUACUCGAUGAACAAGCGAAAUCUAAUGAGUUAAGAGAUUUACUAAAGGAAAAAGAGAAGUCUCUACGAAGAGGAGAAUUGGAGAUAGAUUCUUUGACUUUUAGAAAUCAGCAGUUAACUAGAAGAGUUUCAGUUCUCCAAGAAGAGUUAGAAGCGUUACAGUUGAAAUUUAAUAAAAAAUCAAAAAGCAAAGGAGAUGACAAGCAAGUUGGAGCUGCAAGUAACAUACCGCCUCUUGACUCUGGUUUGUUGCAAGAAGAAUUGCAGAAGAAAAUUAUUGAAAAUGCCCAAUUUGCUUCACAGCUUUCAGAUAAAACUUUUGAAGUAUCACAGUUAAAGGCAUCGUUAGAAGAUUAUCAAAAGCAUAUAAAUGAAAGCGACAGUAAAUAUAAAUGUGAGAUAGCAAAGUUGAAGAACAAAAACCAGGAAUUGCAAUUUGCCCUGGAAGAGGCCCAGAAAGAGAGGCUUGGUGGCACCCCCAAUAAAAUUCAAGUGGUAUCCAGUCAACCUCACAGCUGUAAUGGUGAUUUCCUUUCGGAAGGAGGCAGUUUGAUUGGAAGUGAGGAUGCUUUAAGUUCUAUAGAUGACUUGAAUAUAAAUGAACAACUCGGUUUGAAGACUCAUACAUUAGAACAGGAAAACCAAAAACUACGAAUGGAAUAUGAGCUGUUACAAAUGGAGAAUGAUAGUCUUAAACUAGAAGUGUCCAAAUAUGUAUCAGCAUCACAGAAAAGGAAAGGAGAGAGCCAUGAUUCUGGUGACUUCAAUAGUUUUAAUGAAACGUCUAUUGAUGCUGAAGGGAAGCUCACAGGCCUGCUGGGAAGCAUGGAGGUGCCUUUCCUACUGAACCAUGAAGUCCAAGCUAGAGAAGAGAGGGUGAAAACUUAUUUUAGGAAUAAAAUUAGUAAAUUGGAAGGUGAGAAGGAUGAAUUGAGAAGUAAGACUGAACAUUAUGUCACAGAGUGUGAGAUGUUAAGGUUGAGAUUCGAAGAGAUGGAACGGGAUAAGGAGUUAGAUAGACACACCCUCCAAGAAAAACAUAACACUAUCAGUCGGCUGGAAGAAGAACUCCACUCGACGUCCCACAACUAUGAGGAACAGAUGUCAGUACUGACAGAGCACGUGGCUGGACUCAACGAUCAGCUGACGAGGCAGCAUGACCAAGUUCAACAACUGAAGCACCAGCUAUCGAAUCGCAAGAAGUAGAUGGAAGUUACCAGACAGAGGGCCUACAAAAAUAAAAAUGAUAAUUGAAACGAAGUCCGUCAUUCAAUCUUUACUCUGUUUUAAACUGAUUCUUUUCUUUGUUUGCUUAGU
This is a messenger RNA of Chilo suppressalis (striped riceborer), 1555 nucleotides long. NCBI's taxonomy places the organism in Eukaryota, Metazoa, Arthropoda, Insecta, Lepidoptera, Crambidae. The record is from the annotation of a GenBank genome assembly.